AUGAAGCUGCUUCCUGUCCUGACCUGCCUUUGUCUCCAGGUGGCCCUGGCCUGCGGGAACUUGCUGCAGUUCGGAGUGAUGAUUGAGAGGAUGACAGGGAAGCCAGCCCUGCACUACAAUGACUAUGGCUGCUACUGUGGCAUUGGCGGCUCCAACUGGCCCGUGGACCAGACAGACUGGUGCUGCCAUGCCCAUGACUGCUGCUAUGAGCGCCUGCAGAAGCUGGGCUGUGAACCCAAGCUGGAAAAGUAUCUGUUCUCUGUCAACGGACACAGUAUCUUCUGUGCUGGCAGAACCGCCUGCCAAAGGCAGACCUGUGCGUGCGACAAGAGGGCUGCACUCUGCUUCCGCCACAACCUGGGCACCUACAACCGCAAAUAUGCCCAUUACCCCAACAAGCUGUGCACUGGACCCAGCCCACCCUGCUAA
Messenger RNA from Elephantulus edwardii (Cape elephant shrew), 429 nucleotides. RefSeq names its product phospholipase A2, group IIE (gene PLA2G2E). The transcript is spliced from 4 exons. NCBI's taxonomy places the organism in Eukaryota, Metazoa, Chordata, Mammalia, Macroscelidea, Macroscelididae. Gene Ontology annotation, biological process: negative regulation of T cell proliferation; arachidonate secretion; phospholipid metabolic process. Gene Ontology annotation, molecular function: calcium ion binding; phospholipid binding. Bases 1 to 429 code for a protein of 142 amino acids. The record is from RefSeq and is a predicted model, not a curated record.